Messenger RNA from Cuscuta europaea, 2107 nucleotides. The record is from the annotation of a GenBank genome assembly. Lineage: Eukaryota; Viridiplantae; Streptophyta; Magnoliopsida; Solanales; Convolvulaceae.
CCUGAUUAAAGACGGCGUUUUCGUUUUGUAUGCUGUUUCUCAUAGGAUUCCAUGGCCCAUUAUUGUGCCAAAUCUUCGAAAGGAUACUUCUCUCUCAUCUCUAUCUCUCCGACUCCCUGAUCCAAUCGAGUUGUUUCUCGUUACGGGGGAGAAACCCUAAUUUGAUUUCUGUUAGAAGCUCCAGACGCUAUGAACCCUUGCGUUUUAGGCGUUCCAUAGCCGAAGUCCCCUCCUUGGUCCAGGGUCGUAAGAGCUAUUCUAUUCCGCAGAUGGACUUUGGAAGUGUUGUAGUAUGUGGGAGCAUGGAGUAGGGCUUGAACAGCAUAUUAAUAAUAUUCAUCUGACGUAGGUUACACGUGAUGGGUGAUAAUGUUUUAGAUGAUAUGAUAAUGGACCUUGAUUUGAACCAAGAACCCUCAGACCCGGGGCCCCCUGAUUCAGGUCUGGGUUUCAGGUCUUUCUUGAGUGAUUUAGAGAGUGCCCAUAGUCGGAUCGAGGAGAGAAUCCGACAUCUUGAAGCUGUCACGGCCCGAGCAUGGGAACGGCAUAGGUGGCGCCUCACACAGAACUUUCCAGAAACUGAUACUUUGGAUGGAGAAAAUGUCAUUGCUGUUGAGGCUAGUGGGGGUGUUGUGGUGGGUAUGAGUUCUGGUAGUGGGAGAGGCUGCAAAAGGGACAGCAGCCAUUUGGUGGCAAAAGCAUUGGCUUUGGAUUCUGAGGUGAAGAAGGGAGACAAAGAUGGUGGGACCUUUUUCGAUUGCAAUAUAUGCUUAAGCAUGGCACGGGAGCCAGUUUUGACCUGUUGCGGUCAUUUGUACUGUUGGGCAUGUUUUUUCCAGUUGCCAUAUGUUGAUUCUAUGGUCAAGGAGUGUCCUGUUUGCGAUGGAGAGGUUGCAGAUGGUAAGGUCAUUCCUAUUUAUUGUAAUGGAAGCAGUAACUGUGGGAUGGAAAUGGAAGCUGGUACGAAAAUACCGCCAAGGCCAAAAGCACGCCGAGUUGAAAGUGUUAGGCAGCAGCAUCUGACCCGUGGUUUAUCACAUAUUCCGGUGGCUGAAGCACUUAGGCGAAUCAGGGCUAGUAUUGGGAUUGGAAUGCCUGAGCACCCACACCCGCACCCACACCCACACCCACACGCACCAGAGCCGAUUGGCAUUAAUGUGAAUGUGACUACAACUUCUCAGGAGUUCCAAACUGCAGGUGAAGCCCGUCAAGUGCGCUCCCAUGAGUUUUCAAGGGUUUUAUCAGAAAGUGCUGCUUCUCUGUCUUCAGAAUUAGAUAAUGCACAGCGGAUAUUUGAGGACCUUGCGGCGUCCAUUUCUGACCGCUUGUUACAUAGGGACAGAGCUCAGGAUUCAUCAACUGCUGGUGAUCCAGCCAAUGAGUCAUUUGGAAGAGAAAAUAGUGUUGCACAAUUGGAGCAUCAGAUUCUGGAUGCGGAAACUGAGAUAAGUUCGCCUGCAUCUGUUCCUUCCACUUCUCAUGGAAAUGAAGACUCUGAUGCUUUUGUGCAACUGGGAACCCUGAUACCCCCCACUACAAGUCUGUCUUUUCCUCGUUCUGCUUCAUCGUACAGGAGACGAUUUACCCCGUUGAGGUUUCCAGAUGAUGUUGCCCGUGAAACUAGGAGAAGAAGAUUGAACUAGUGACUUGGGAUGAUCAAGAAUGGAAUGACGUGCUGCUUUCCCUUGUUCUCACUCAGUUAAGGUAUUGUGGGGUACGAUUUGUUGGCUUCCUAACAUCCGGUUGCCCCUAUCCGCUGUGCGGAUGCCUCCCGCUAGGACUCCAGUCGAGGGUUGCUGAAGAGGUUGCCUGAGCUUUUGGGGCAUGUGUAUGAUUAAAUAUUUUGUAUAAUAAUUUAACUGGUCAUGCAGUUAUCAAGUAUCACUCUAUGCAGCCAAUUUGGGCAAUCACAAACUUGUAAGGCUAUGUUUGCUAAUAGUUGUGCUUCUUUAAAGUGUUUUAUUUAAGAGAUAAUUAGAAAAGUGAUUUAUAGUAAAAGUGAUUAUUGGGAAAAGGUAAAGUUUGGUAAGAAAAGUGAUUUUUAAUGUAGUGUUUUAUUAAAGUAUACCCUUCCAUAUGUGCUUCACCAUCUCUAAUGACUAAUGAU